Messenger RNA from Panicum hallii, 678 nucleotides. RefSeq lists its product as uncharacterized. The record is from RefSeq and is a predicted model, not a curated record. Gene Ontology annotation, biological process: mitochondrial respiratory chain complex IV assembly. Gene Ontology annotation, cellular component: mitochondrial inner membrane. Lineage: Eukaryota; Viridiplantae; Streptophyta; Magnoliopsida; Poales; Poaceae. The coding region runs from base 131 to 436 and encodes 101 amino acids. The transcript has 3 exons.
CCCCACCACCCCACCCCCCCCCCCAUUCCCCUCCUCUUCCACCGUCGCAGUCUAGCAGAGAUCGCCCACGCAAGCGCAAGCAGUUGGAUUCGGGACCUCGGCUCGGUCCGUGAGGAAGCUUUCCGGCGAGAUGGCGGAGGAGAAGAACGCGCUGCAGUCGGCGAGGGAGUGGGUCGUCGACCACAAGCUCCGGGCCGUCGGGACGCUGUGGCUGAGCGGCAUCGUGGGUUCCAUCGCCUACAACUGGUCCAGGCCGGGCAUGAAGACCAGCGUCAAGAUCAUCCAUGCCAGGUUGCAUGCUCAGGCUCUGACACUGGCUGCCUUGGCUGGGUCUGCACUGGUGGAGUACUAUGAUCAUCAGCAAGGAUCGGGAUCAAAGGUUCACCAAUAUGCAAAGCAGUACCUAUCAUCUGACGGCAGCUCACAAAAAGAGUAGGCAGUGUGGGUGAGUUAGGCGUUGGUGACAAAUUAGCAGCAGCAGCGAGACAUGAAAUGGAUCGGAUGUUAUUUUCCGAUCAAAUAAUUUGUCUGUGAAAUUCUGUGGGAACUUCUGAAAGCUUUGCCUGCUGAUGGCUGCCCACUUUUAUGUGUAAGCUACUGAACCAGCAUUUCGGAUGUUGCAAUAUGCUGAUAGCAGAUGUUCCCCUGAAUGUCUUGAAUGGAAUGCCCUUCAUUUCA